Molecule: messenger RNA, 2785 nt
Organism: Metopolophium dirhodum (rose-grain aphid)
Lineage: Eukaryota; Metazoa; Arthropoda; Insecta; Hemiptera; Aphididae
Gene: Mlh1
Product: DNA mismatch repair protein Mlh1
Exons: 13
Coding region: 375-2408 (677 amino acids)
Biological process (GO): mismatch repair
Cellular component (GO): MutLalpha complex
Molecular function (GO): ATP-dependent DNA damage sensor activity; ATP binding; ATP hydrolysis activity
Source: RefSeq, a predicted model, not a curated record
AAAUAAAUUUUUAUCUGCUUGUUAGUUUGUAAUGUUUGUAUAGUACCUACUAAUUAUUAUCGUCUGUUGGCUAAGUAAUAAGUAUACUUUACUAUUUUGAAUUUACUAGAUGCAUAACUUUUUUAAGAACAGAUUUUUGUCCUAGAAAUGUAUUGUUAAAAGUCACAUGAAAAUCCAGAAUGUUAAAUGAAAAAAGAAACAAUAUUGUUAACCCUUAAUAACCAUAAAUAAUAUCAUUGACUAUCGAAUGUAACUAUUUUAUUAUACCUAUAUUUAUUAGGUAUUAGCCUAUUAGUAUAUUCAAUAUUAGAUGUUUGAAAAAGUUUCUUAAAGACAAUAUUAAAAAUAUUUAAUCUGUUAAAGUACCACAGACAAUGGAUCAACAGGUACCAAUUGUCAGAAAAUUAGCAGAGGACGUAGUAAAUAGAAUUGCAGCCGGUGAAGUAAUCCAAAGGCCAGCUAAUGCUCUAAAGGAACUUUUAGAAAACAGCUUGGACGCUAAAUCUACAAAUAUUCAAGUUACAUUGAAAAAUGGAGGUUUAAAAUUACUUCAGAUACAAGACAAUGGCACUGGUAUUCGCACUGAGGAUUUGGGUAUUGUAUGUGAACGGUUCACUACUAGUAAAUUACAGCAAUUUGAAGAUUUGACUAAAAUAUCUACUUAUGGAUUUCGAGGUGAAGCGUUGGCUAGCAUAAGUCAUGUUGCUCAUUUGACAAUCACUACUAAAACCAAUGGAGCUCUUUGUGCUUACAAAGGACUAUACAAAGAUGGCAAAUUAAAAGCUCCACCUAAAUCUUGUGCUGGUAAUGUUGGAACUAUAAUCACUGUUGAAGAUUUGUUCCAUAAUAUUGCUACAAGGAAAAAAUCAAUGAAAAGUUUUAAUGAAGAACAUUUGAAAGUUGUAGAAGUUGUGAGUCGAUAUGCUAUACACAAUCCUUUGGUUGGGUUUACAGUAAAAAAACAAGGUGAAUUAUUGACUGAAGUAAAAACAAAUCAAGGUUCUACUCAUAUUGAUAAUAUUCAAGCUAUUUACGGCUCAGCAAUAUCCAGAGCUUUGUUAGAAGUAAAUGAUUAUUGUAAUAUUCUUAAAGUUAAAAUUAAAGGCUAUGUGUCAAAUCCAAAUUUUUCAGCAAAGAAACAGAUUUUUAUAUUAUUUAUAAAUGAUCGUUUGGUUGUUUCCCAAGGAUUAAGAAAAGCUGUGGAUCAAGUAUACAGCAUUUAUUUAGCUAAAGGAUCACAUCCAUUCAUAUACCUAAGUUUAAAUUUGGAUCCAAUGAAUGUUGAUGUUAAUGUGCAUCCAACAAAACAUGAAGUUCAUUUUUUACAUGAGGAUAAAGUUAUUGAUAAAGUUAUUGAUGCAAUUCAAGAUAAACUUUCUGGUACUAAUACAUCUAGAACAUUCUAUACUCAAACAAGGUUGCCAAUGUCUAGUGAUACAUUGAUAGAUAAAUCUAAUGAAAAAAUAGAAAUUAAAGAAAGUCAAAAAUUAAAGACACCAAAUUCCACAAAUGUUUCACAAAAUAAAAUGGUUAGAACAGAUUGUGCUGAACAAAAAAUUGACAAGUUCUUAAACACAAGUAAUAGUAGUAAUAGCACAUUAAUGUUGCCGAAAUCAAAGACUAAUGAUGUUAUUACCCGACGGGAAAUAAAGCUGACCAGCGUGUUAACUUUACGUAAAGAAAUUGAAAACCGCUGCAGUGACACCUUACAGACAAUUUUUCAGAAUCACAAGUAUGUUGGUGCAGCUUCUCCUACCUGGUCAUUAUUUCAACAUGACACAAACCUAUACAUUUGUAAUUCUAAUAAUGUGUUACAAGAAAUGUUUUAUCAAAUUAUGAUGUACGAAUUUGGAAAUUUUGGUGUUAUAAAAUUUUCAAAUGCAUUAUCUAUUUAUGAGUUGAUAAUGAUUGCAUUAGAACUAUCAGAAUCUGGAUAUCAAGGAAAUGAGGAUAAACCAAAAGAAGAAUUAGCUCAUGAUGCUACUGAGAUAUUAACAUCUAGAACUUCAAUGUUAAAUGACUAUUUUUCUAUUGAAAUUGAUAAUGAUGCAAAUAUUUUGUCAAUACCCUUAUUGUUAGAGGGAUUUCUUCCAGAUUUAGAUGGACUACCACUAUACUUAUUACGUUUAGCUAGCGAAGUUGAUUGGUCCAGUGAAAAGCAAUGUUUUCUUAGUUUUUGUCGUGAAACAGCUAGAUUUUACAUAUUGCAUCCAUGGAAACAACAAUGUGGUGACAAUGAUGAUAUAUCAGAUGCUGCGCCUGACAGAAACUGGGCUUGGAGUUUAGAACAUGUGCUAUAUCCAUCUUUGCGAAAAUCAUUUCAGCCUCCAAGACAUUUUUUGGAAGAUGGCACGCUAUUGCAAAUAGCUAGUUUACCUGAUAUGUACAAAGUAUUUGAGCGUUGUUAAUACAAUAAUACAGUAUAUCAUUAGGUAUAACAGUUUAUUUUUUUUUUACUUAAAUAUAAGUUUUAAAUGUUAGUUUUUGUAAAAAUAUUAUUUAUUUAUUGUUUAACUGAACCAUUUCUGAUUCCUAUAAACGAAAGAAUAUGUAUUAAAUAUAAUUUGAAACAUGAAAUCAAACAAGAAAAAUAUCAAUAACGUUGAAAAUAUUAAUUAUUAUUUUAUUUGUAAUAAUCAAGUUAAAAUGAGCUUUAAUCUGAAAGUUCAUUAGUUUUUGACAAUGCAGAACAUUGGUUAAGAUUUUUUUGAAUAUAUGCUUAAUACCUACACGAAAUAUUUUUCAUAUUAUUUUUUUUUUUUAGAAUAAUAGGCUUGAUUCCAAU